AGCAGUCAUCGAUAAGCACUACGUGCGCAUAUUAAUCAAUUUAUCCGGACUUUUCCAGGUUAACGUCCUGGGAAAGUGCAGCGAAGCCUUUCCGGGUAUGCGCAGUAGGGCUGCGCAGAAGUGCAUCCAGCUUGUUGUGUUCCAGCAGUUUCUUGGUCUUUCUCCGACGCACAGCACAACAAUUUCAAUGAUGUCGAGCAAGGUCGCCGUGGUGACAGGGGGCAACAAAGGCAUCGGCUUGGCCAUCGUGCGGGCUCUCUGCGAGCGGUUCCGCGGCGACAUCUACCUCACCGCCAGAGACGAGGGGCGUGGCCGGGAGGCCGUGGCGUCCUUGAGCGCCGAGGGUCUGAAGGUCGACUUCCAUCGGCUGGACGUCACCGACGUCGGCAGUAUCGCGGUGGCGGCCGACUUCUUCAAACGCAAGUACGGCGGCGUGGACGUGCUCGUCAAUAACGCCGGCAUCGCUUUUAAAGUGGCCGACACGACUCCGUUCGCCACGCAGGCCGACGUGACGCUGCGGACCAACUACUUCGGCACGCGGGACGUGCUGACCCACUUCCUGCCGCUCGUCAAAGCUGGAGGCCGCGUGGUGAACGUGUCGAGCUUCGUGAGCGUGCGCAGCCUCAACAAGUGCGGCGCGCGGCUGCGGGAGCGUUUCCGCAGCGACGACAUCGGCGAGGACGAGCUGACGGCACUCAUGGAACGCUUCGUGGAGCUCGCCGGGAAGGGCGAGCACGAGCGGGAGGGCUGGCCCCAGACGGCCUACGGGGUCUCCAAGAUCGGCGUGACGACGCUGUCCAUGAUCCACGCGAGGCGUCUGUCCAAGGAGAGGCCGGACGAUCAGGUAACAGAACGCACGCGGUCCUCUCGGAACGUCUCACGGGCUGCGAUUGUGCGAUUGUGCUGCUCGUCAGAUCCUGGUGAACGCGUGCUGUCCCGGCUGGGUGCGCACCGACAUGGCGGGCCCCCAAGCCCCCAAGUCUCCGGAGGACGGCGCCGUCACGCCCGUCUUCUUGGCUCUGCUUCCCGCCGGCGCUUCGGAGCCUCACGGCAAGUUCGUGUCGGACGAAACGGUGCAGACCUGGUGAAGGCCCUCGUGUCGACUUUUCCAACAACAUUUGGGCACACAAAUCAAUAAAGAGAAAAUCUGAGUGACUCGAGAA
This is a messenger RNA of Phyllopteryx taeniolatus (common seadragon), 1163 nucleotides long. It is a transcript of the gene cbr1, whose product is annotated as carbonyl reductase 1. The record is from RefSeq and is a predicted model, not a curated record. The coding region runs from base 98 to 1138 and encodes 346 amino acids. NCBI's taxonomy places the organism in Eukaryota, Metazoa, Chordata, Actinopteri, Syngnathiformes, Syngnathidae. The transcript has 6 exons. Gene Ontology annotation, molecular function: carbonyl reductase (NADPH) activity.